AUGUUCAAGCCAGCCCUGGCUGCUGAAGCGCUGAGGCCCUUCUUUGAGUCCAGAACCAGGGUGCACAUCUCCCGCAUUGGCGACGGCCUCUACCUCUCAGACUGGAUCGCGGCUCGUGACUACCGAACCAUCCACCUUCACAACAUCACCGCGGUCGUGUCAGUGACCAAUGCGAGAGACCACAGGUGGCGGUGGCCCCAAUAUGAAAUGCUGGUGCCUCCGGAGCAUCAUCUUUUUAUUCCGGCGUUAGAUAACCUGACGCAGGAUCUCUUGGUUCAUCUAGAGGAGAUAUGCGACUUCAUUGACUGGCAUCUAGCCAAGCCGCCUGAACCUGCUCGGAUCCUACCCCCGGCGAACCGCAUUGGCUCGGUUCAUCAGCUGGAGCAUGAUCCCAACGUCGAGGUGCUUCCACAGGUCCUCAUCCAUUGCCAGAUGGGCGUCUCACGCUCCGCCACAGUGAUGAUCGCGUACCUAAUGAGGAAGCUUGGCCAUUCUAUGGCGCGGGUGCUGCGGGACGUCAGAAGAAAGCGGAACAUCAACCCGAACGUGAAUUUCCUGGAGCAGCUGAAGGUUUGGGAGGAUACAAGCUAUCAGAUAUGGGCUGACAAGGACAACAAGGUCCCGAAGGAGGCGUACAGAGUAUUCCUGCAAGGAAGGGCCAAGAGGCUGGAGGCGAAUGGACUGACUGGCGACGAGCCGGUCUGCUUGUUCUAG
Messenger RNA from Clonostachys byssicola, 714 nucleotides. The record is from the annotation of a GenBank genome assembly. NCBI's taxonomy places the organism in Eukaryota, Fungi, Ascomycota, Sordariomycetes, Hypocreales, Bionectriaceae.